GAAACUUAAAAAUAAAAAAGAAAAUGUAAAUCUCAUUUGCUAAUUAUGGGCAAGAGUUUAUUGGCUCCCUAUUUAAAGGCAAGUGUGCCCAUUCCACACUCUCAUGCAGUAUAGUUCUUCCUUACUCCAUACACAUACAUCACUGUUUCUUUUUACUACAAAAACCUAGUACUGUGUUUUUUUUCCCUUCUUUGCACUUGGUAUAUCUUUGUAUCUAUUUUCAAGUAAUUAUUCUUCAUUUAAAAAAACAUAAAUACAUACAUAUAUAAUAAUGUCUAGUCGAAGAACACGAUCGAGGCACUCGGGAUCUUCAAGAGUCACCGAUGAUCAGAUCAACGAGCUUGUCUCCAAGUUGCAGCAACUUCUUCCUGAGAUGCAUAGUAGACGAUCGGACAAGAGGUCAGCAGCGAAAGUGUUGCAGGAGACAUGUAACUACAUUAGAAGCUUGCACAGAGAGGUUGAUGACUUAAGUGAGAGGCUGUCUGAAUUGUUGGAAAACACAGACACCACUCAAGCUGCUCUUAUCAGAAACUUACUUAUGCAGUAGAAUUUAUUAUUUCAUGUUUUCUUUUUUUUUUCCAUUUUCUACUUUCUACAUUUUUAUUAUUUUCCUUUUUUUUUUUUCAAUAAAUGCGAUUUUCCAGUAAUUGUUCGUUUAGAUUUCCAUCGAUCGGUAGACGAGGAUCUUAUUCAAUAAGAUGGAUUUAAUUAAUAUAUUUUCCAAUUUUUGCUGUAUUUUUUUUUUAUUUUUUAUUAUCAUAGAUCUAUAUAUUGUUGGGGUAACACUGAAGGGAAAGAAAUAGUGUCGGGGUAUUUUUGUCAUUCUCCCUUAAUCUUUGAAGCAUAUAUAUUGACGUCUACAAAACUAUAAGUAAUAAAUAUGAAAUACUAAAUAUUGUUUCAAUUUUACUGAUAUCGUUACAAUUUC
Erythranthe guttata (spotted monkey flower) is the source of this 928-nucleotide messenger RNA. Its product is annotated as transcription factor PRE3. The record is from RefSeq and is a predicted model, not a curated record. Lineage: Eukaryota; Viridiplantae; Streptophyta; Magnoliopsida; Lamiales; Phrymaceae. Gene Ontology annotation, biological process: regulation of DNA-templated transcription; regulation of growth. Gene Ontology annotation, molecular function: protein dimerization activity.